AUGGGGUUGCAAUAUGCCCAACACAAAGUGAUCGCAACGUUCCUUCGCGGUCUCGUUCGGCCCAGACUGCAUCUCAAUCCAAAACCAGAUGAGGUCGUCCACAUACCUUUGCGAGAUGCCGGUCAAACUAUCAAAUGCCACCUCUACAAACCGACCACGGAGAACCAGCAGCCCACCCCGGUCCUGAUGAACUUCUGCGGUAGUGGAUUCGUGCUUCCCACGUUCGGCAACGACGAUGAGUACUGUCGCUACGUUGCCGACCGGACCAAUUACACAGUAAUUGAUGUGGAUUAUCGUCUCGCCCCAGAACAUCCCUUCCCGGCAGCCUUUCAGGAUGGCGAAGAUGUCGUAAAAUGGGUACGGUCGCAACCAGAACGAUUUGACAUUGAUUGCCUUGCGCUUUCGGGUUUCAGCGCCGGAGCCAACAUUGCCCUAGCACUGUCCUCGUCAUCCGCAAUUUUCUCCCAGCAACAGGACAGUGAAAAGCGAGACGUGUUUCGGGCCGUCUUGUCCUUUUACGGUCCUACUGACAUGGCCUUGGAGACCCCAAUGAAGCCUAUCGCAGACCCGUCAAACUGGAUCAUGCGGAAAAUCUUCCCGGGAUUCUCACGCUUAUGCCACAAAUGCCUGAACCCCGGUGUAGUCAACCCGGAAGACCCCCGAAUGUCACCUCUAUUUGCCGACCCACACAACUUCCCCGAGAACGUCUUGAUCAUCACCGCUGCUCAAUGCGCGUUUGCAAUCGAAGGAGAAAAGCUCGCAGAAAAGCUCGAAGCUGCAGGGAAAUACGUGAAGUGUCGCCGAAUGGAAGGGUGUGCGCACGGAUGGGACAAAGAGGCCAUCAGGGGCACAUCGCAGUGUGUGGCAAAGGAAGAGGCCUAUGCCAUGGCAGUAGAAAUUUUACAUAGAGAACACGCAGGAGAGGAGGCUCCCAGGCCGGAGUGA
This is a messenger RNA of Penicillium cinerascens, 945 nucleotides long. RefSeq lists its product as uncharacterized. Gene Ontology annotation, molecular function: hydrolase activity. The transcript has a single exon. The coding region runs from base 1 to 945 and encodes 314 amino acids. The record is from RefSeq and is a predicted model, not a curated record. NCBI's taxonomy places the organism in Eukaryota, Fungi, Ascomycota, Eurotiomycetes, Eurotiales, Aspergillaceae.